Mytilus trossulus (common blue mussel) is the source of this 5861-nucleotide messenger RNA. Its product is annotated as interleukin-17 receptor D-like. NCBI's taxonomy places the organism in Eukaryota, Metazoa, Mollusca, Bivalvia, Mytilida, Mytilidae. Gene Ontology annotation, molecular function: interleukin-17 receptor activity. The coding region runs from base 118 to 1893 and encodes 591 amino acids. The transcript has 5 exons. The record is from RefSeq and is a predicted model, not a curated record.
UGAUCAUGAAAACAAGGUAGAAUGUGUUCCAAAUUAACACCAGAGUGUGUUACUCCACAGAAUUUGACCAUCAUGACCAUACAGGAACAUAUCUCCUAGCAGAAUCUCAAAUAAGAGAUGGGAGAUUCAGAAUUAACUACUCACACCAGUAUAAAACCUGAUGGUGGAGGAUCUGGCUCAGAUGGAGUAUUAAUGAAACCGAGAGAUAACACAGAAUUUGAGCAGUCAUUACAGAUUGUUCUUGGCACUGUAUGUGGUGUGUUUGGUCUCCUUGGUUUGAUACUAGUGCUAUCCUUCUUGUACAAGUUUUAUAAAAGAAGACGGUCCCCUCAACAUACUAGAGGACAAAGAGAUUCUGAUUUCAACAGUUCAAUAUCUAUUGAUUUAGAACAAAAGACAGUACCUACUGUGUUAGUACUAUACUCCAGUGAUUGUUCGGCUCAUGAGAAAGUGGUCUCAUCGUUUGCUGGGUUUCUCAUAGAAGCCUGCCAUUGUAAUGUUCAUUUAGACAUUUUUGAAGAUCAGCUAAUAUAUGAGAGGGGUCUUGAUGAAUGGUUGGUUGAAAAACUUCAAGAAGCAGAUUUUAUUAUUGUUAUGUGUUCUGUUGGUGCUAGAUUACGUUGUACAAAAAAGCGAGCCAGAUUUAAAUGUGACCCAAAUAGAACAAUUCCAGAUUAUUUUGCAAUAGCAGUUGAUUAUGUAGCAGAGAAAAUGAGAGUGGAAAGGUCAAAAGGAUUGCCAAUGUCAAGGUUUAUAGUAGCUUACAUGGAAUAUUCUUCUGCCAGCGAUAUCCCCCAUCAAUUGGAUACUGGCGUUAAAUUUAAUUUGAUGAAAGAUAUGAAUGCACUCUUUAAUCAUCUUCAUGGUUUUCCAUCUGACGUGAAUAAAUUUGGUCCAGUUUGGCGAGAUACAAUUGAACAAAAUUGUGAUUUUUCAGAAUUAACCACAGAACUAAAUUUGUCAUUAGAAUCAGCCAAAGAAUAUUUUAAAGCAAACCCUAAUUGGAUAGAGGAUAGCAUGGAAUAUAUUCCUGCUCCAUCAAAAUCAAAAUCUAGACAUGUCAGAAAAAGUUCAUUAGAACCGUUACUGAAAGAAAGUCAAAUGAACCUACCAUUUGAAACCUCUGGAAAAAUUGACACAUUGGUUGAUAUUCACAAUCAAACACUACCUCGAACACUGAAACAGGAGGAUCUUAAUAUGGUCCCACUGUAUCAGCGCCAAAAUUCCUUGCCCUCCUCACUCAGCAGUCAUCAGACAAACUCCUCUCCAACACCGCCAACAAACACAUCAAAAAGUUUUGAAAAUUUCCAGACUAAUACAAGAUACCAAGAUAUCGACUUUCAACCAUGUAUGUUUUGUGGUUUGGAGGAACACGAAGACAGGAGAGCACCGUGUAAGGGGAGAAAACUUGUCCAUAGUCAGAUUGAAGAUACUGAGCAAGAGGAUAUAGAUUUAUCUUCAGGAAAGUUAAAAAGUAAAUCAAUGCCAACAAUAUGUCCAAACUUAUAUUCAAGCUCACACACAGUUUUACAUGCAGACGUGCACAAAGAGUGGGGAUUUCAUGAUUGUCAUCUCUCUGUUAGCUCAGAGUCCACCUCUGAUAAAGAAUUUGCUUUAGAUGAUUUAGAAAAAGAUCUUCAGUCCAUUCGAAUGUUAGCAAGCUAUGAUGCUUUAAAACAUUUUUCUAAAGAACAAAAGUCUUUGCCUAAGACCUUGUCUGUAAAGGUAGAUCUUUAUGGGUCUAACCCUAGAAGUGAACUUAUUGACAUAUCUCCCCAAACCGCAGUGGUAUCUCUUCAGAACAACUCUUACAUUGGAAACAUGAGUUUCCACAACUCAUUAAAUGCCAAUCAAGACGAUCAGGUCAUUCAGCUUCAAGAUAUUAGAUUAUAAAAUUGUUCAAUUUUUUUUAUUGUGUGUGUCCUCAUAUUUUGUAGAAAGUAUUUUUUACAACUGAUUUGUUUAGAUUAUAUACUACUUAAUUGUAAGAGCAUAUAUAUAUAUAUAUAUUUGUAUAUAAACAAAAUGGCUGUGAAAUACAUGUACUACAUCUGUAUCAUAAAUGAAGAAUGAUUUGAUCUGUCUCCUUUAUAUAACAUAAUUUACCGGUAUAUGUAGAUGACAAAAAUUAGAAAAUAGUCAUUAUGUAACUUUCAUUCUGGAAUUGAGUGAUUCAUACUUUGCUUAACAAGAAUUAACUUUUAAAAGGGGGGUUAUCUGCAAGGAAGAAUUCAAAAUAAAAUUUCACCAUUUCAAGAUGAAGGAACAAUUAAAAAUUUCUUGCACAUUUAUCUUUUGACUGGUUUAAUGAAACAUGGUGAAUAACGAACCCUUUUCAUGGUUGCAUUUGAAAUAAAAAUGGCAAAACAUGUUGAACAAAAAUAACCCUUUACCACCCUCUAAUAAAGUUCCACCAUUAGCAAUGAUAAGUAAUUAAUUAGAGAUACGUGUAUUACAUGAUCUCAGAUUAAGGGGAUGGGGUGGGGGAGGAUUGUGGGUUUUAUCAAUCAUAGAUUGUUGACAGUUGUGUAGAUUUAUAGGCAUAAUAAAAAAAUAUUUGAUUGCCUCCCCUGGUUUUUUUUAAAAAAAGGUUCGAAACAAGGUUUAAACAUGUUGAAUUAAUGUGAAUUUAAAAAUGGUUUCUUUUUUGAAUGAGAUCAACUUUUUUCAACAUGUAUCAAAUUAUUUAGUACUUAUUUUGCUUUACUUAAUUGUCAAUCUUUCUUGUACACACUUGCACACACACAUGCAUGCACAUAAGAUCUAACAAAUGUUAUUAUAUAACAUUUAAUAUGUAGAUGAAUGCUGGUCAUUCAUAGUAGAUACCAAAUACAAUUCCUGAUAUAACCAGAAUUUUAUUGCCUUUCUUUAAUUGUUUAAGGCUGCUCUUGGAAAAAAAUUCAACAAGUUUAAUAAUGUAUAUUGAUAAGAGGGUAGGAAUGGGUUAACCCACAUGACCAAUGAUGGUCAAGAUUAACAUUUUUUCUCCCAUUUGACAUUGACAGUAUUUACACAGUGAGAUAAAACAAAUGACAAUAAGAAAAUUCCAAUUUUAUUGUACAUGUAUAACAGUUUUUUUUAGUUUUGUUUGCAAUUUUAUUUUUUAAAUUAUUUCAAACUAUAAAACUUUGUAAUGUCAAAUAAAUGAAUCCACAAAAACAAAUAAAAAAAAGCUGAUAAAAUUUAACAUAUUUCUUAUUGAUCAUAUAUAUCAAGUAAUAACUUCUUAUUUAAUCAUGAAUUAUUAUUUAGUUAUUAUAUUUUCAUAGAGAAAAAAAACAACACAUUUUAUAUUCUAAAUAUCUUAAAGUGUGAUAAGCUGAUUUAAUAUGAAAUAUGUUUAUUCAUGUAGAUAUACAAAAUUGUUAAGACUGUUCUACCUGAAUUUGACCUUGAUACUUUUCACUUGAAAAGGCUGUCUUGGAUGACUUUUUUGUGUGCAUAAUACUGGCAUUUUCUUCUAAAAACAACCUCCACAAGAAGUCAAAAAGUAGAAAAUAUUUAUGCUUAUUCAAGACAUGUUUGUGUUUUAACCUUUUUUUCUCUUCCAGAGUAGCCCUUAAAACUUAUAUUGUGUAAUUGUAUUAUAUAUAUAUACAUAUAUAUAUGUAUAUGUGAUAUUAGUGUUACUAUAGUAGCAUAAUGAUAAUUUAUAUUUGUAUGAUAUCUAAUUUGUGUAUAUUUAAAUUAUGAAAGAUUGUGUUAAAGUUGAGGGAGAGAAAGAUAAAACAAUGUGUUAGUGUACCUGUACUUAAAGUUGAUAGAGAGUGAGAUUAAACAACGUAUUAGUGUACCUGUACUUAAAGUUGAUAGAGAGUGAGAUUAAACAACGUAUUAGUGUACCUGUACUUAAAGUUCAUAGAGAGUGAGAUAAAAACUAUGUUUUUUUACUGAAAAAUCAAGAAUAUAUUGUUUUCUCCCAUUUUGUAAAAAGAUAGUUGCCAACUUUGCCAUAACCUAUAUAUACAACCAUUUAAUAUGGGUACAUGCAUGUAUCUAAUUUAAUACAGAGAUAUAUAAAACUAUGUUUUUUUACUGAAAAAUCAAGAAUGCACCUCCUUGUAUGUUUGCUCCCAUUUUGUUAAAGAUAGUUGCCAAUUAACCUAUAUAUACAACCAUGCACAUAGUUAAGUAUUUUAAGUCUUCUUUGAUAUCCAAUUCAGGACUUUAUUAUGAUAUCAAUUCAAUCAAAGAAAUAGAUAUAAGUUUUAGAAGCUUCUGACACUUCACAAAAUAACAAGAUAUACGUUGGUGUCAGACCUACAAUUCACCUACUCUAAUUUAGAAGGUAUGUAAAAGUAGUCCUUCCUUGACAAAAAAUGUUGCCUUUGAUUUUAUUGUUUUCUUAAACUAACCAACAAAAAUUUGCAGAACUGAAACUGUUGCCAUGUUGGUGAAAGAUAAAUAUAUUUAGACCAUUUAAGCCCAAAAUUAUUAUUGUUAAUGUAUUUACAUUAAAAAUUGUGUUAGUAUACUUAUUUAAGAUUUUCUGAAAACCAGGGGUUAAUUUUAGUAUUAAUUACAUUUGGAACAUUGGUAUUUUACAACAAGUUUUAACAAAUUUUAAUAAUUGUCAUUUAGAAAGGUGAUAAAUAUACAAUUCAGGACAUACCUGGUUUCUAUGAAAUUAAACUUAAGGUAAAAUAUUUAGAAAGCUGUUGACAAAUUUGGUUGAAAAGAAAAGGAUGUGGUGGUCUGACACUUUUCUCAUCACUUGAUAACUUUUUCUAACAUAUUUCUUUUUUAAGUUGUCAUUAUCUUUUUGACUUAUUUUCAUUUCUACCUCUAGUUAUAGAAACCAAAUUGUCUGAAAAUAACUAAUAAUUAAGUCAAUAUAAUGACAUGUGCCCCAAGUUGUCCAUAAUAAUUUUUAUGCCAAUUACUGUGGAUUCAUUUAGCAAUGAGUAUCAAUUUUCUUGUAUUGCUGAAAUCAUGCAAUUUCGUGGAUAUUUGAUUUCAUGGUUUUGCCAAUCUCUGUAUACAAACUGAGAGCCUAUUGAAAAUAUGUAAUUAGUUGAGUUUUUGAAUUCCUGAUUUAUCUGUACCAACGAAACUCACGAAAAUUUGUAUCCAACAAAUAAAAAUGAAUCCACAGUAUGUGGGUAAUGUGUGAAAUCUAUAACUUAUUCCAAUAAGUUGGCAUAUAUUGCAUUCAUCUUGUCAGUCUGUUUGUCCAAAUAUAUUUCUGUCAAUUUUUUUUUCUCAGGUACAACUGGACAGAAAGAUUUCAUAUUUGGUCAACUAUUGAUGAGUUAUAAAAUUUGGGUAUUUUUCAGUUUUAUCUAACCUAAUUCCAAUAUCACACUCUAGUAUUGCUAAAAAGACCUCUUAUCUAACUUGACAGUGAUGGGUUUUACCAUGAGAUCUUUCCAGACUGCUAGACACUGACUUCCUGUUUCUGAAUACUGUUAAUUCAGAAAUUAUUGCGAAAUUUGCGAUAGAGUUGUACACACAAUAAUUUAAACUUUAAACUCACAUUUUUAAAAUAUUUUAUAUGAAUUGAGCAGGAUUUUCCCCAUCGAAAAAUAAAAUCGCAUUUAAGUUUAAAAUGACAAAAUCACAAUAAUUAAUGCACGCAAAAAUGAACAAUAUUUGGAAUUAAUCAAUGUGAGAUGAAAAAGAAUUACUGCCUAUGUUCCUGACUUCAGAUAACCUUAUAAAAAUGUCUACAUUCCAUAUUUUCUGAAUGAAAAAAAGAUGCUAUAACAAUUUUGAUUUUUUUUCUGAUUGAAUUGAAUUUAUGUCCUAUGUCAAUUAUUUUACUAAAGGCUGUUAAAAGUGCUUAACAAUAGCAUAAUUAUACUGCAAUGAAAUAUUUAUUUAUAAGAAUUGUGAAUUUAUCAUUAAACAUAUCAUGUUUA